AUGGACUCGCCGGCGUGGAUGUUCACGAAGGCGUUGAGCCAUAGACAGAAAGUCACCCGUCUCUACAAACGUUGCCUUCGCGAAGUGGACAACUGGUAUGGUGGAAACAAUCUGGAAGUCCGAUUCCAAAAAUGCAUCAUCCGUGCUCGCUUCGACGCCAACAAAGACGAGAUCGACACUCGCAAGAGCCAAAUCCUUUUGGCUGACGGAUGUCGUCAACUGUGGGAGAAGCGUCACUUCAAACCAUUCCGCUUCGCUCUUGACCCAGGAGGCUCCAGCUACGAUCGUGAGCGUGAGUCGCCAGACGAGAUUGUCGAUUCGGAUCAAUGGACACUGGCCGAGCGUGAGCAAUUCCCGUACUACUUCAACACUCGUGAGCAGAGAAAGAAGGAGUUGCUGGCUCACUGGGCCAAGAUCGAGAAGGCUUGGGAUGAGGAGAUCGCAGCGAUUCAAACUCAACUUCCGGCUGCCGCCCCAACUGUUUCGAAAUAA
This is a messenger RNA of Caenorhabditis briggsae, 492 nucleotides long. The record is from RefSeq and is a predicted model, not a curated record. Bases 1 to 492 code for a protein of 163 amino acids. Gene Ontology annotation, biological process: mitochondrial electron transport, NADH to ubiquinone. The transcript has 2 exons. Lineage: Eukaryota; Metazoa; Nematoda; Chromadorea; Rhabditida; Rhabditidae.